AUGCCUUCAGAGGUGCAUGUUCUUCUAAUCUCUGGCGGAUGUCUUACACCACGACAUUUCCAGGCCUUAGCUACGCUUUUGUCUUCACACGGUUACACCGUAUCCAAUCCCCGCCUAGCAAGUAACAGUAUUCUUCCACCCGCGAAUUCUUUCCAGAUUGACAGGGAUCUUGUGCGUGACAUUGUCAAAGAAAAGACCGAUGCGGGCAAGGAAAUCAUCGUGGUCAUGCACUCGUACGGCGGACUUGUAGGUACUGACGCCAUGACUGGGAUGGGCGUCAAAGAGCGCAAGGCACGAGGACAAUCGGGAGGAGUUAAGUGGUUGGCGUAUAUGGCCGCCUUGAUGCCCGUCAUUGGCGAAAGGAUUAUUGAUAUACGAAAACUGGAAGAAGGGUUCGUCGAGGAUCACACUCACACUCACAGUUUUGUUACGGAUCUCGUCCUUUUCCCCAAAAACCCGGCUCCCGGGUUCUAUCACGACUUGACAGAUCAGGAGCAAAAGAUGUGGACGGAGGAGCUGACAGGCUUCUCGCACGAUGCUCAGCGGAAAAAUUGCCAAUAUGAAGCCUGGCGCGAGAUCGAUGUUGCUUACCUUUUGUGCGAACAAGAUCGGGCUGUACCACCCGAGGUCCAAAAGACAAUGAUUGACCGGGUGAGAGGGUUUGGAAUUGAUGUGCAGGAAACGAGAUGUAACAGUAGCCACUGCCCGUUUCUAAGCCAACCUGAGACGGUAGUAGCAUGGAUUAAUAAGUUGAGAUAA
Messenger RNA from Fonsecaea pedrosoi CBS 271.37, 759 nucleotides. RefSeq lists its product as uncharacterized. The record is from RefSeq and is a predicted model, not a curated record. Lineage: Eukaryota; Fungi; Ascomycota; Eurotiomycetes; Chaetothyriales; Herpotrichiellaceae. The transcript has 2 exons. The coding region runs from base 1 to 759 and encodes 252 amino acids.